AGGAGAUCCUUGGAGUCAUUGUUGAAUCCAAUGAAAUGGGUAGAUGAUGAGGUUAUAUCCAAGUAUACCGAAUUGAUGGCUAUUCGAGAAAAUAGUGGUGGGCAUAAUUUGUUAAAAUGUCACUUCUUCAACGCAUGGUUUCAUAAAUAUGUGUGUACAACGAGAAUUAUAGCGAAAGGAGACAAGAAAAUUGAAGAUAUAUAUUAUGAUGGUAAUGAUGUAAAAAUUGAAUGUAUUAUAAGGAAGAUUCCUUACAAUCUAAAGAGUAAAGAAAAAAUUAUGAUCCCAUUGAAUGAAAUGUCCCAUUGGUACUUGCUUGUCAUUGACUUAAAGAGAAAAAUAUUUUCAAUUUACAACUCUCUCAAAGGUCACCAAACAUCAACCUACAUCAAUACGAUGGUUUCACGUUUGAAGAUCCAUUUAUUAAAAAAUUAUGAAAUAGAAUGUGAUGGAUUUACUGUCUCUAUAGACCAAGAAUGCCCCCAGCAACCAAAUUCGGUUGAUUGUGGUGUCUACUUAAUGAAAUUUAUGGAAUGUCUUUCCCGUGGAGAUAUAUUUGAUUUCAACUCGGGGCCAAUGAAUUUUGAACGAAAAAAGUUGGUUGCACAACUGAUGCUGGGCAAAAUGAUUACACCACAGUAAUGUGACAUGUAAAGGCUUGUCGGUUGAUAACAAUUCGCAAGGAGUAUAACAGCUAUAUGGAGCUCUUUCUGCUCAAAUGUGGUUGGGGAUGAUCUUCUCAGGAGUUUUUUUUUUUUUUUUUAUAGGUCCAAUGAAUGCAAUUGUUGCAUGGUAGCCUGUUAA
Magnolia sinica is the source of this 804-nucleotide messenger RNA. RefSeq names its product ubiquitin-like-specific protease 1A. Gene Ontology annotation, cellular component: nucleus. The transcript is spliced from 7 exons. Bases 31 to 642 code for a protein of 203 amino acids. The record is from RefSeq and is a predicted model, not a curated record. Gene Ontology annotation, molecular function: deSUMOylase activity. NCBI's taxonomy places the organism in Eukaryota, Viridiplantae, Streptophyta, Magnoliopsida, Magnoliales, Magnoliaceae. Gene Ontology annotation, biological process: protein desumoylation.